UCCUUUUCGGCGUCGAUGUUGGGGCUGUAAUAUCGCCUCAUUGUGCCGUGUGGAUAAAUCUUCGAAAAUCCGGGCGAUUUUUGACUGUUCAACAUCAAAAUGGCGACGCUAGUGUCCGAGCACCUCGUCUAUCGGGGUAUAAUGCACGGCCACACAGGCUGGGUCACUCAAAUCGCCACCAACCCCAACUAUCCUGAAGUGAUUCUGUCGUCAUCCCGAGACAAGACCCUGAUCCUCUGGGAUCUGAAGCGCGAAGAGGGAUGCUACGGUGUCCCGAAGAGGCGUCUCCAUGGUCAUGGUCACUUUGUUACCGAUGUUGUCAUGUCCUCCGACGGUCACUACGCGCUGUCUUGCUCCUGGGACAAGCACCUCCGAUUGUGGGAUUUGAACGCCGGCAAGAGCACUCGCCGUUUCGAAGACCACAAGAAGGACGUUCUCUCGGUGGCUUUCUCUGCUGACAACAGACAGAUCGUCUCCGGCUCCCGAGACAAAACCAUCAAGCUGUGGAAUACACUUGCCCAAUGCAAGUACACCAUCGUUGAGGACGGCCAUGAGCACUGGGUUUCGUGCGUGCGCUUCUCGCCAAACAACACCAACCCUGUCAUCGUUUCUUGCGGCUGGGAUCGUGUCGUCAAGGUGUGGAACCUCGCCAACUGCAAGAUCAAGACCAAUCACCGCGGUCAUAAGAGAUACCUGAACACCGUCACUGUCUCUCCAGAUGGCUCUCUGUGCGCCUCCGGAGGCAAGGACGGUCUCGCCAUGCUCUGGGACUUGAAUGAUGGCAAGCAUCUGUACACCCUCAACAACAAGAAGGAAUCGAGCAGCAUCAACACACUCUGCUUCUCACCGAACAGAUAUUGGCUGUGCGUCGCUAACGGAGGUGGCAUCAACGUUUGGGAUCUCGAGAACAAGCGUCUUGUGGAUGAGUUGAAGCCUGAGCUCGUAUGCAACAACAACACGAAGAAUAAGAGCAGCGAAUGUAUUUCUCUCGCUUGGGCUCCUGACGGCCAGACCCUCUUCGCUGGUUACACGGACAACUCGAUUCGUGUCUGGCAAGUCAGUGUGAAGCAGUCCUCUGCUUGAGAAAAUCGUAUUCUCUAAUCGUGCGAUCGACGUGCUGGAAAAUAAAGAAAAAACGACCGGAGCUCAUGGGUCUUCCCUCCUCAA
Galendromus occidentalis (western predatory mite) is the source of this 1167-nucleotide messenger RNA. It is a transcript of the gene Rack1, whose product is annotated as Receptor of activated protein kinase C 1. NCBI's taxonomy places the organism in Eukaryota, Metazoa, Arthropoda, Arachnida, Mesostigmata, Phytoseiidae. Gene Ontology annotation, molecular function: ribosome binding; translation regulator activity; protein binding. Bases 100 to 1083 code for a protein of 327 amino acids. The record is from RefSeq and is a predicted model, not a curated record. The transcript is spliced from 5 exons.